This is a messenger RNA of Penicillium atrosanguineum, 1131 nucleotides long. Its product is annotated as putative DnaJ domain protein Psi. The record is from RefSeq and is a predicted model, not a curated record. Lineage: Eukaryota; Fungi; Ascomycota; Eurotiomycetes; Eurotiales; Aspergillaceae. The transcript is spliced from 3 exons. The coding region runs from base 1 to 1131 and encodes 376 amino acids. Gene Ontology annotation, biological process: translational initiation. Gene Ontology annotation, molecular function: protein-folding chaperone binding. Gene Ontology annotation, cellular component: cytosol.
AUGCCAGUUGAGACUAAACUGUAUGACGCCUUGAGCGUCAAGCCUGAAGCGACCCAAGAUGAAAUCAAGAAGGCCUACCGCAAAGCGGCCUUGAAGCACCACCCCGACAAGAACAAGGACAACCCGGCUGCUGCUGAGAGGUUCAAAGAUGUUUCCCAAGCCUACGAGGUUCUCUCUGACCCCGAAAAACGCAAGGUCUACGAUCAAUUCGGCCUCGACUACCUCAUGCGCGGUGGCCCCGCGCCCUCUCCCGGCGGGGCUGCUGGUGCGGGAGCUGGCCCCGGUGGGAUGCCCGGAGGAUUCAACUUUGGCAGCACGCCAGGCGGCGGCAAUUCGCGCACAUUCCACUUCUCCACUGGUCCCGGUGGAAGCAGCGGCUUCCGAUUUAGUAAUGCAGACGACAUCUUCCGCGAGUUCGCCAAGGCCGGCGGCGGUAGAGGAGGCGGCGGCGGCGGCGGCGGCAUGAACAAUGGCUUUGAGGAUGACGACAUAUUCUCUAUGCUCGGAGGCAUGGGUGGGAUGGGUGGCGGUGGCUUCCGCAGCCGUCCAUCUGGCGGAGGAUUCUCAUCCAAGGCCAACCGUGCGCCUACUCCUGAACCGACGGUUGUUGAAAAAGACCUGCCUAUCACACUAGAAGAGACCUUUAGUGGUGUUACCAAAAAGGUGAAGACGAAGAGCAAAGCUUUUGACCCGAGCGGCAAGCGCACCGUUCAGGAAGUUACUCUGGAGGCAACCAUCAAGCCUGGUUUGCGCCCCGGCUCGAAGAUCAAGUACAAGAACGUGGGCGACCAGGAAGAAGGCGGCCGCCAGGACGUGCACCUGAUCGUGAAAGAGGUACCGCACCCAACUUUCACUCGCAAGGGCGACGACCUUGUCACAAGUGUCGAACUUAGCCUCAAGGAAGCUCUGACGGGCUGGGAGCGUAUUGUGAAAACGAUCGACGGCAAAUCCAUCCGCGUAUCCAAGCCCGGACCAACACAACCAGGUCACGAGGAGCGGUAUCCUGGCUUGGGAAUGGUGAUCUCUAGGAAACCUGGUGAGCGCGGUGAUCUCGUUGUACAGAUCAAGGUCAAGUUCCCGACCAGUCUGGACUCAAACACCAAAGAAGUCCUCCGAGAUCUGCUUCCUUGA